Messenger RNA from Sorghum bicolor (sorghum), 1594 nucleotides. RefSeq lists its product as uncharacterized. The record is from RefSeq and is a predicted model, not a curated record. Lineage: Eukaryota; Viridiplantae; Streptophyta; Magnoliopsida; Poales; Poaceae. The coding region runs from base 118 to 1170 and encodes 350 amino acids. The transcript is spliced from 4 exons.
CCGCGUCCUCUUUUUUGGCCGGGCACCGACGCCCAGAGGAGGAGGAGGAGGAGGAGAAGAGAGGGGAGCCCGCCCCGCCAAAAAUAGCAGGGGCAGGGGCCGCAGGCGCCGCGACCCAUGGGCGUCAAGCAGGUCCUCGUCCGCCCCCGCUACGGCGACGACGACGACGGCAGCAGCUGCAGCACCGGCAGCAGCAGCAGCGCCGGCCGAUGCGACGACGAGGCGCUCGACCAGUCGCCGUCGCCGCCGCCCAUGUCGUCCUGCGGACGCUACCUCCUCCACCGCGUCUGCAGGUUCGACACACUCGCCGGCGUCGCCAUCAAGUACGGCGUCGAGGUGGCGGACGUGAAGCGCGCCAACGGCCUCACCACCGACCUGCAGAUGUUCGCGCACAAGACGCUGCGGGUCCCGCUCCACGGGAGGCACGCGCCCGCCACCGCGCCAUCUCCUCCCUCCUCUUCCCCGAGCCACGCCGAUCGCGCCGCCAGAGAAUGGACUACACGCCGCCCUCCCAAAAUUGCUGCUUCCUUGGACCCAUUCCUUAAACCACCACGGAGCACAGUUUCGCAGUCUAUGAGCCUUCUGCAGGGGUACUAUGGCCUUACACCAACUCCUAAGGAGAACCUGACCAAUGAAGGCACUGAAAUGGCGGCAUACGCUAAAGGUCACCAUAGGAAAGCUCGAAGCUUAUCAAGCAACUUCUCUCUUGAAAAUGGAGAUGGCACUAGGGAGAUGGAUGAUGCUGAAAAGCCCAUAAGGCGGCGCCAGAAAACCGAUGGUGAGGUGACAGCUAGGGAGGACAAUGGCGGUAGCAUGUUGGCGAGGUCUGGGCAAGGCUUGGCCCUUAGGCCAAAAUCUGGCAGUCGACCAGAUAUGAAUGGCAGCCAGCAAGACCUCUUGGCCACGUGGGUGCCGUCAUAUGGGGAUGGGUUGCACGCUGUGAAGAAAUCAUCGAGCACUCCAGAGUUCCAAGAUUCAGACAGCAUCAGCAUUGCCUCGGUAUGGCUGAAGAGCAAGUGGAACUUGAAACCGGAUGCUUUCACCCUCACGCUUCCUCUCCCGCUGUUCGACGGCAUCUCCAAGCCUCUCUUCGACAGCAUCCCGAAGCCUCUCCUGGACAACAUUCCGAACUCGAUCGCUGCUUGGAGGAACAAGGCGGCCAAAGAUUAGCAAGGUUCAUAGCUUCGUUUUUACAGCCUUAUACUUAUUGCUUGUUAUUGGGUAAUUUAGUGCAGUUGUGGGAACAAGGGCCUGGAGAAGUUGGCAUGCACUGUACCUCCCCAGUCCGGCAGUCCCCCAAACCAAAAAAAUUGGACACCGUAAACACAGACAAUGCUGAAACGGCAUGAUGGAUACAGUGACACAUUACUUACACUGUUACACAUACAUAUACUGUACUGAAUCUGCUGUGCCAAAGCAGCAGCAGAUGAUUUUCAGGUUGGGAGCUGGGACAUGAGCCUGGGGCUUAUUUCAGCCUUCGUGGGGUAUUCUUUUCUUUUUCUUUUGUAUGUACACAUAUAGGAAUGAAGGCAAACGCCAAGCACAGCAUGUGUGCUGUUCCCAUGUGCUAAUAAAAUGGCUUUGUUCAUCCCUC